ACGCGCAAGUCUGUCACUGUCACAGCGUCUCACACAACGAUAGAGUGCUAAAAAAUGGUAGUAAGUGAUUUGUAGUACCGAUUAAUAAUUUUGCGACAUCAUUUUAAAAUUAAUUCGCUGUUAAGUAUUUUUAUCGCGAGUUUGUCAUGUGAAAUCGUAAAUCACUCUUAGAUUUAGUAAAUAACAUUAGAAAAGGAAGUAUUGUAAUGGAGAUAUUACAAUCAUUUAUUUCCUUUUUCUAGUAUAGUGAAAAAAUGUUCGAAUGACGUUAAUCUUCUGUAUGUGUUGACGUUAUGAAAAAAGAGAUAUUUGACAAAGUUGUAUAUAUUUUAUCCCUAUGGCUAAAGGAAAACUAAGGGGUUCAGAUUCAAACAACAAGUUAACAACAUCAAAUGCAACCUUUAAAAAUGGGGAAACAUAUACAUCAGAGUUUGAAAUUAAUGAAAUACCACCUAGUGCCCGCACACUGCUUACGAAGGGUUACAUACAAGAUGAAAUUAAUUCUUACUCAGGUGCUACUGUUUCAACACGUGGACGUUUUAUGACAGAACAAGAGAAGUUACGUUGCCCUAAUGAGCGACCUUUGUAUCUUUAUAUUCAAGGACAUACAAAACAUAAUGUAGAUUCUGCUAUAAAAAAAAUUAACGAUAUUAUUAAAACAGAACAUCAAAGUUCUUUAAAUAGGCCAAGUAGAUUUACUAAUGCGCCACCACCUCUUAUGAGUUUACAUUCCGGAGUUACAUCUGUGGAAAAAAUCUGUGUUGGGAUAGAAAAUGCUCCAGAAGGAUUUGAUUUAAGAGGCAGAAUUAUAGGUGCAGGUGGAGCAAAUCUAUUAUACAUUAGGGGUGAAACAGGUGCAAAUAUAACUUUAAGGGGUAGAGGGUCGCAAUUCAUUGAUCCUGUUUUAGGCACUGAAUCUCCAGAACCACUGCAUUUGUAUAUAGAGCAUCCAAAGCCAGAAGCAUUACAAAAUGCAAAACAGUUAGCAAUUAAUUUAAUCCAGACAAUGCAAUCGGAAUUACAAUCAUAUAUACAGCAGCAACCACCACCAGUACAGUCACAGCAAGUUAUAGAACAGUCGCAAAUGCCACAAACACAAUUUCAAACCAUGAACAUUGGUACUUUGGGACAGCCUAAUGUUGUUACUAUACAACAUCAAGAUAUUAUACAACACCCACAAAGUAGUGUAGUAACAUUGCCAGCAACCAUUCUGACUGCUACAGUGACUGGUGCACCAGGCUCUGGUAUAACAGUUCCUCCACCUGGAGUACACAUUCCACCUCAUUCUGGACCAUUGGUACCACCACCACAAACACAGGAAAUACAAACAUUUAUGCCACCUCCACCAGUUGGACAAGUGCAAUUAAUUGGUCCUCCAUCAACAGUCAGUCAAGUGCAAUAUCAAAUUCAUCCUGGGCAACCACUACAAAUUCAAGGGAUUCAACCUGGAUCACAAUCAUCACCGCAACCUGUAGCCCAAAUGUAUGUUAUGAGUCAACCACCACCACAGAGUCCAGCUCAACAAAACUUCAUUACAAGUAGUAGUGCGCCAGUUAGUGGUGCGGUUUCUUAUGUUUAUACACAACCAAAUGUACAAAGGCCUUCUACACCGCCACAAGGGAUAAUCGAAGCCGUUAACGUGAAUUUACAACAGCCACCUCCAGCAGCUCCAAUUAACAUAACUCAACAACCACCUCCACCGUUAUUACAUCUCCAUUUUCCUCCGCCAAACUUCCCGCCAAAUCAGCCACCACCUCCAGUACCACAAACUUACCAAAUACAAUAUCAGCAGGUGCAAGCAGCUGCAUCACAAUCUCAAACACAGUUUGUGUUACAACCUGGGGAGCAUAUUGUUCCACCACAGUUGCAGCAAAAUCAUGAACAAUCUCAGGCUGUGGCUCAGCAUAUGUUACCACCACAGUUUGAAGGUCAUGCUCCCCAAUUUCAUUUACAAGUACCUCCUCCGUCUACGCAAACAUUUUUGGUCCCUAAUGCUCAAUCGCCCCAACAUCCUCAACAACAUCCUCUUCCUCCUGGAGGUGAGGUUCAACAUCAACAAGAAGGACCAGUGGAUCAAGGGCCACAGCCACAACCGGUACCACCUCCACAAAUUGUACCACCGCCCGCUGCUCAAAUGUCGAACUCUAUGAACGUUCUUACUAGUAUUCCACCGCCGACGCAAGCACCUUCUUCACAAAAUGCUCCAUGGCUAUAUCAAGCACAACAACCGCAACAAAUGAUGCAAUCACAGGGUCAACUACAGGUUCAGAUGCCACCCGCAAAUAUACCUCUACAUAAUGUACCUCCACCGCAAGUUCAAGCACAGAUACAGUAUCAUGCACAGCAUAUGCAAUAUCAGAAUGGUCAUAUACCCCCUCAAGUACAUUAUACAGUUCAACCACCACCUCAACACUUUGAGCAAAAGCCAGAUUCCCCAGAACAAAAGUCUCAUGGUGUAAAAAGAAGAUUUUCAGACGUUGAAACAAAUUCGGAAGCAUCACCUUAUCAGUGUGGUCCUCUACCUGCUCAGCGUCAUGGAACAGGACAAAGUUUGGUAUCAUUAACUAUAACCUGGAGACACCAGGUGCUUUUAACAUUUCAGAAAUAUCCAUGGCUGUGCAUCAGAGAAGGUGAUCGACAGCAACAAGUCUUACAUGGUCCAUCACAAGCAGCUGCAGGCCUUCCUCAUGGAGAUCGAAACAAGCUGCUAAUGCCACCUCCACAUCCAGGUGAGAAACGCAGCUUGGAUCAAAAAACUGCAGGCAUAAAUACAGGAAAUGAGCAAAAUCUGAUCGGAGAUUCGAUAAACAUGCAUCCUGGAGGUGGACCACCUCUGCCUCCUUCACUUCCACCACAGGCACCAUGGCAAACACAUCAUGUUAGAGUUCCAUGGGGCAGACCACCACCAAUGCCAAGGGAUGGAGAGCAUCAAGGAGUGUGUCCUACAUUACCUCCAACAAAUAUGCCACCACCACAAAUUAGACCCAGAGGACACAUUGAAGGUAAUCGUUCGCCUAUACAAAAUGCGAUAUUGGAGCAUCCGUUGAAUGUUGAGUAUAAUCAAAUGCCACCGUAUACGACAAAACCUCCUCCUUACAAUUCACACCCAUUGAUGCAAUCCAUUUGCAAUCCACCGCCACCACCACCGCUACAUCAUCAGCAGCGACCGCAGCAUCCUCAAAAUGUGCAGCAUUAUCAGGUGCCAAUUUCACAGACAUAUCAACCACCGACUUCCUGUCCACCGUGGAUGAAUUGAAAUAUGAUACAAUACGAAUGGAGUUCUUACGUUAGUACCUUAAAAGAUGGUUGAUGCAGUCCGUCCGAUUUCACAUCGUUCUAUCAAUAAAUUUAUACGAAUGUCAUUGAUUCUAAAGAGCAUAAUGAACGUAAAUGGAUGGUAUUGCAUUAUCUUAUCUUUAUCGAAUUGUUCCUUGCGAUAGUAACUAUUUCAUUGCUAAUAUGUCGUUGCAAAGAUGCUGUUCUGUAAAAAAUGUGUAUAUUUUACAAAUUAUUUAUAGCGAAUGUCUUAAAGGUUUAGGUAGCGAAUGAUAGUAUAAACGAAUUUAUAAAUGCAGCGUUACGAACGAACAAUGCGCGUGAUCAGUGAGAUAAGGAAUUUGAUCAAUGAUGCGUAAUUAUGUAACGCAGAGAUCGCGAUUGUGAAUCGCGAUUUGCAAGAAAGAGUAUAUAUGUAAUGGAAGUGUUGCGGGUGCAUACAAGGAGAAACGAUUCUGAUUAGUUCCAAGAAAUGCUUUAGUAUUCACGCACAUACAUAAUCACACGAGGACUUAGAAGUAUAAUUUUUUGUAUUCGUAGAACGUAAUUAAUCCAGUCUCAAAUUUAUCGUAUAGGUGUCUAUUUUUUCUUUUGUUGUUGGCAUACUUUAUACAUACCGUACAUCUAUGUAAGAUAGUAUAACCCCAUGGUGUAUACGAAUUUCUAUACAAACGUGAAUAAAUCGUUGCCUGUAAUCUUACACGAGGCGUUGAUAUUAAAAUCGCGGAUGUCUCGUUCAUGCGAAAGUUUGCCGUAAUUUUCAUACGGAUUUGUAAAAGCAAAAUGUAAAUUCAUUAAUUGUUGUUAUAGUACAAUAUUUUUGAUUUAACGAUGAAUUAAAUAGGUUCAGUAUCAAUGACCAUCAUUCGUGUUUUUAUGAAAAUCUUCUUGAUGCUAUGAUAUUUUAUUGUUAUAUGUUUAAAGCAUCAAGCUGGAAUCUAUUGAAUUUUGAUCGAUGUAUAAAAUAUUUUGCUUUCGUUUAAGUCACUAUAUUUUUAUGAUUUAAUUAUAAAUAUAUACCUUCCGGUAGAAAGUGACUUUUUCAAUAAAUUAAUUUGAUAGCAA
This is a messenger RNA of Bombus pascuorum, 4341 nucleotides long. RefSeq lists its product as uncharacterized. The transcript is spliced from 17 exons. Gene Ontology annotation, molecular function: RNA binding. Bases 338 to 3256 code for a protein of 972 amino acids. Lineage: Eukaryota; Metazoa; Arthropoda; Insecta; Hymenoptera; Apidae. Gene Ontology annotation, cellular component: nucleus. The record is from RefSeq and is a predicted model, not a curated record.